ACACAAGUGGAAGUGGCCCAACAAUGAUUAUAGUCAAGUGGUCAACAAGCAUCUACUGCACUUUAAAAGUGGUAUAUGGUUCUUCUUUGCUAAAGGAAACAACCACCAAAAUUCAAUGUGUGGAUAGCCUUUGAUAUGCCAUAUUCAUCCACAAACAAAGAAAUGGUCACCCCAUUUGCGAAUCUAUACUUAAUACAAUCCCUUCUACAUUCCCCAAUAAUCCCAACAAAUUCGUACUUCUCUCUUCAUUCCAACCCCAAAAUACCCCAUUUUUCCAAACAAAGCUUCAAUCUUGGUACAAAAAAUCAUGUCUUUAACCAUUAGAUUACACAUUUCAAACUACCCAAGUUAUUUUUCUCAACCCAAAUUACAAAAUCCCACCAAAAAUCUCCCUAAUUGCAUAUACCAAACAAACCCAUUAAGACCCCUUGUUGUUUUUCCUAAGAAAAUGUCAUCAAUGUCUACCUCUCAAACACAAAACUCAACUAUGGUUAUCAAAAGUUCUUUGAUUGACCCAGAUGGGGGUUCAUUGGUUGAUCUUUUGGUGCCUGAAAUUGGGAGAAAUUUGAAGGUUGUAGAGGCUGAAUCAUUGCCUAAAGUUAGUUUAACAAAGAUUGAUUUAGAAUGGGUUCAUGUUCUUAGUGAAGGAUGGGCUAGUCCUCUAAAAGGAUUUAUGAGAGAAAAUGAAUAUUUGCAAAGUUUGCAUUUUAAUUCUUUGAGAAUGCAAGAUGGGUCUAUUGUAAAUAUGUCAUUACCCAUUGUUUUGGCCAUUGAUGAUCAAACAAAAGAGCAAAUUGGUUCUUCAUCUAAUGUUUCUUUGGUUGGCCCUAAUGGAGAUUUAGUUGCCAUUUUAAGAAGCAUUGAGAUUUACAAACACAAUAAGGAGGAAAGAAUAGCAAGAACUUGGGGAACAACGGCUCCAGGGUUGCCCUAUGUUGAGGAGGUAAUUACGCCUGCUGGAAAUUGGCUCAUAGGCGGAGACCUGGAAGUACUAAAAGAAAUUAAAUACAAUGAUGGUCUUGAUCACUACAGGAUUUCUCCUAAAGCUCUCCGUAAGGAGUUUGAUAGACGUGAAGCCGAUGCAGUUUUUGCCUUUCAACUUAGAAAUCCAGUUCAUAAUGGGCAUGCAUUGUUGAUGAAUGAUACACGUAGAAGGCUGUUGGAUAUGGGGUACAAGAACCCAAUUCUCUUGUUGCAUCCUUUGGGAGGUUUCACAAAGGCUGAUGAUGUGCCCUUGGAUGUCCGAAUGGAGCAACAUAGCAAGGUUUUAGAAGAUGGAGUUCUUGAUCCCGAGACUACUGUUGUGUCCAUUUUCCCAUCUCCCAUGCAUUACGCUGGUCCAACUGAAGUACAGUGGCACGCCAAAGCACGGAUUAAUGCUGGCGCUAAUUUUUACAUUGUGGGUCGUGAUCCUGCCGGUAUGGGUCACCCAACAGAGAAGAGAGAUCUCUAUGAUCCUGAUCACGGAAAGAAAGUGUUGAGCAUGGCACCUGGACUCGAGAAGUUGAACAUUCUACCUUUCAGGGUAGCAGCAUAUGAUACUGUUGCAAAGAAAAUGUCGUUCUUUGAACCUUCUCGUGCAAAAGAUUUCCUCUUCAUUUCUGGAACCAAGAUGCGAACUUUUGCACGAACGGGAGAGAACCCGCCUGAUGGUUUUAUGUGCCCUGGAGGAUGGAAGGUAUUGGUCAAUUAUUACGCGAGUCUACAAGAAGAGGAAUCUAAGCAGCCUGCUACCAUAUCUGCGUAGAUGCGUCAAAUGUUACCGCCUUAACAACACUGCUCGAACCAUAAAAGGCUUUCUUGUUGAUUAAGCUAGCGUAGGUUGUUGAGAAAUCCUCUGCUCGGAGACUAGCUCGGCUUUUGCAUGUGUUGUUCUUCAAUGCUGAUUGAUAUUUGAUUUUGAUUUAAUUGUUAAUUUUUUUGAUGUAUUUUAAUUUUACUAGAGAUAUCAAUUAUUGAGAUUGGUUGUUGGCAUUCCAUUUUUAUUUUUGUUGUUCGAUAAAGUCGAUGAUUAUAGGGGUGUUUGGUAAUCGUCGUUGUAGUUGGCUUCUUCAAUCAACUUUUUGAGUUUAGCUUAAUAGUGAACUAUUUAACGAGCUUAAAAGUCAUUUACUAAACUCAUUUUUGUACAGUUUCACCAGCAAUAAGUUAAAAGUUAAUAUUCACAAUAUCAAUAACAAUAUACUCUCUCCU
Messenger RNA from Amaranthus tricolor (Joseph's coat), 2193 nucleotides. Its product is annotated as ATP sulfurylase 2. Gene Ontology annotation, biological process: sulfate assimilation. The transcript is spliced from 5 exons. Bases 308 to 1747 code for a protein of 479 amino acids. Lineage: Eukaryota; Viridiplantae; Streptophyta; Magnoliopsida; Caryophyllales; Amaranthaceae. The record is from RefSeq and is a predicted model, not a curated record. Gene Ontology annotation, molecular function: adenylylsulfate kinase activity; sulfate adenylyltransferase (ATP) activity.